AUGAAACGAAGAAAUGCGACAAAUACGAGAAAUGAAGACAGCGAUGAAAAUAGCGAUGAAAUUUAUGAUGAAAUUGAUCGCUUUCAUAUGCAGUCUUAUGAUGGAUUAAACGAGUCUAAACUCAAAGAGAGUAAAGUAGAAGAAAUUUUGAACGUAGAAGGAGAUUUAUCCGAAAACGAUACACUCGACGAAGAAAACGAUUCAUUAUUCGAUUCAGAUGAUAAUGAUGUCGAAAAAAGAUUUUUGCCUUCAACUGAAGAAUGGGGAGCGAAUCGUAAAAACUAUUAUAGCACUUCGUACGUUGAUGAUGACUGGGGAGGAAUGAAUGAAAAUGAGAUAGAAGUGGCUGAAUUAGAAGAACAAGAUGCAAUAAUGAGGCAGAAAAAGAUGGAUACUGCACUGCAGUUAUGUAGUUAUUUCCAGGUUAGUGAAGAUGAAGAUGAGAAAAAAGAUUUAUCAAGCGCAAUCAGUUUGGAUGAAAUGAAUGAGGAAGGAUUAUUUAAAUAUUUUCUAAAAUAUAAUCCUGAAUUCAAUGUAAUUUUAGAAGAAUAUUCUCGAAAGAUUAUUGUAUUGAGAGGCAAGAACUCGAGAUUGAUUUUAAUUCGAGUUCUUAUUCCAUUACUUAAUGGCAUCAAGGAAAUAGAUAAUGGAACGGAAACUGUUCUUGGACAACAAGUGCUUAUAGCUGUAUCUUUUUUCAGCUAUCUUUUAAAUAUUCUUUUCUACUGUCAUUUAAAACUCACCACAAAAUUAUCAGUUAAAAAAAAUUACCUCGAUGAUCAUCCUGUUCUCGACAAUAUUAUGAUGCAGAAAAAGAUGAUAGAAAAAGUUGGUGAUUUUUUGGCUAACAAUCAAAAAGCAUUAGGGAAGCUACAACGAUUAAUGGAAAAAAAACAGCCAUUCAUUCACAUUUUUGAACUUUCUGAUGAUAUUAGCAAUCACAGCAAGAAAGAUUCAUAUCAGCACGAAUCAAAUAACCCCGAAGAAUUGAAGAAAGAAAUAUUGCUUAAAGAAGAAAAUUUCGGAAAACGUGGGAUCACAUCUCAGAUUCAAAAGAAUCGCGGUUUGUCUACAUUCAGAAAGAAAGGUACACAACACUCACGAGUCAAAAAAAGGAAACAAUUCAAGAAGGCUUUACUUAAAAAACGUUCACAGCGGCCUGAUAUCCGAGAUCAGUACUCACCGUACGGUGGGGAGCCUCGGGGAAUUAGGGCAUCUACCUUCAAAACCUAUUCGAACUAUAUUCGAUUUAUUAAUGAAAAACGAGAUGAUAAGGAUGCUUUAACCGAAUAUGUACCGAAAAGGCAAAACAAAUGA
Molecule: messenger RNA, 1317 nt
Organism: Dracunculus medinensis (Guinea worm)
Lineage: Eukaryota; Metazoa; Nematoda; Chromadorea; Rhabditida; Dracunculidae
Source: the annotation of a GenBank genome assembly